GGGGGCACGCGCGCGCAAAAUCUCAGGGAGUACGCCUCGAUCUGGGGAGGCUACGGGGAGGCCUAUGCCAGCGUCGCGCGCUCCAUGUGUGAGGAAGGCUGCGCGCGCCUCUGUGUGUGUGUAUGUGUGUGUACGUGUACGCGCGUGCUUGUGUGUGGGGUGUCAGGGAGGAGGGCGUGAGACAGAAGAACGCGCGGUGUGAAGGGGGGAGGGACCGUGUAUGAAAGGGGAUCGUGUGAGUGAAAGAACGUGCUAGAGGCAGUGUGUGUGAAAGGGGGAGGGCGGAAUUUCUGUUGUCUGAGUGUGUGAGGGACCUCGUGUGAGAGCUAGACCGACUAUGUGUGUGAGUGUGUGAGCGGGAGCGCGCGCGCGCGCGCGUCGCCAAAGUGUGCGUGAGAGGGCAGGGAACUCUGGCUGCGGAGCCGCCGUUGCGGGAGGAGGAGGAGAAGGAGGCGGCUCCCCCUGCGUCCAGCAUCCCAAGAUCCCCCUCCUUCUUCCCUUCAGUUCCCUUCCCUCCUACUUCCCAUCCCUUUCCCCUUCCCUUUCCCGGUCCUUUCCCGACAUACUGCCUACCCGAUCGUCCGCGCCCCUCGAAGUGCGGUGACCCCCCCAGGCCCGGCCCUGGCCCGGCCCCCGCUGGCUGGGAAGGGAGGGAGGAGCUGCCCGAGCCAGGGAUCAAGCAUAAAGAUCUAAUCUGUGAAAACUGGUAGAGGUAGAACUUCUGAAUACACAAUGUGAAGUGUGAGAGAAGCAUAAAGGAAGGUAAAGCAUAUUUUAGAGAGAAAAUAAUUCAGAAGGAGGAAGACCAAAACAAGAUGUGUAGCUCUGUUGCUGCCAGAUUGUGGUUCUUGACAGAUCGUCGAAUCAGAGAAGACUAUCCCCAACAGGAGAUCCUGCGAGCUUUAAAGGCUAAAUGUUGUGAGGAGGAACUAGACUUCAGAGCUGUGGUGAUGGAUGAAGUUGUGUUAACGGUUGAGCAAGGGAAUUUGGGUCUCCGAAUAAAUGGGGAGUUGAUCACUGCCUAUCCACAGGUGGUGGUUGUAAGGGUACCAACACCUUGGGUGCAGAGUGAUAGUGAUAUCACUGUAUUACGUCAUCUAGAGAAGAUGGGAUGCCGGCUGAUGAACCGGCCUCAAGCUAUCCUGAAUUGUGUCAAUAAGUUCUGGACCUUCCAAGAGCUAGCUGGCCACGGUGUUCCUCUUCCAGAUACCUUCUCUUAUGGUGGUCAUGAAAAUUUUGCUAAAAUGAUUGAUGAAGCAGAAGUAUUGGAAUUCCCAAUGGUGGUGAAAAAUACACGGGGUCAUAGAGGUAAAGCUGUUUUCCUGGCUCGAGAUAAGCACCACUUGGCUGACCUAAGCCAUCUUAUUCGCCAUGAAGCUCCGUACCUAUUCCAGAAGUAUAUAAAGGAAUCUCACGGCCGGGAUGUGCGUGUCAUUGUGGUGGGAGGCCGUGUAGUUGGCACUAUGCUGCGCUGUUCAACUGAUGGAAGGAUGCAAAGCAACUGCUCACUAGGUGGUGUGGGAAUGAUGUGCUCACUGAGUGAACAAGGAAAACAGCUUGCCAUCCAGGUGUCAAACAUCUUGGGAAUGGAUGUGUGCGGCAUUGACCUACUGAUGAAAGAUGACGGCUCGUUCUGCGUCUGCGAGGCCAAUGCAAAUGUAGGUUUCAUCGCCUUUGAUAAGGCUUGUAAUCUAGACGUAGCUGGUAUGAUAGCGGACUAUGCCACCUCCCUCCUGCCCCCUGGCCGGCUCACACGGCGCAUGUCCCUGCUCUCCGUGGUGUCCACGGCCAGCGAGACUAGUGAGCCAGAGCUGGGCCCCCCAGCCAGCACUGCUGUCGACAACAUGAGCGCAAGCUCCAGCUCUGUCGACAGCGACCCUGAAACCACGGAGCGGGAGCUACUCACCAAGCUCCCAGGGGGCCUGUUCAACAUGAACCAGCUGCUAGCCAAUGAAAUCAAACUCCUGGUGGAGUGACUCCACCUGUAAAUAAUUAACGAACAAAGCCCUUGUAAAUCUUUCUCUCUCUCUUUUUUUUUCCUUUUUUCCUUCCUUUUUUGAAACCAGCUUGCAAUGCUGUUUAUGAGAGAAGCUCAGGGAGCUGGAGGGGAAACUGAGCCAGGUCAGAUAAGAGAACAAAGAGAGAAAAGGAAAAACCUAUGUUUUUCAGUUACUGCUGUCCUCCAUUUUUUAAUACUGCAGAACCAUUCAAUGGAAUUUUACCAUCUCAAUUAAUAAGGCAGAAAAGUGGGUAUAAGGUCUUCAGGCUCAAGUAGAUAAUUCCUUCACUAUUGUUAACCUUUUAAAAUAACCUUGAAAAUGGAUGUGCUUAUAUUAUAAAGGGCCAGAGAAGAGGGGAUGUAAGAUUCUUGCACAGAUCCUUAUAUCUUUUGUAUUUGUAAAGUCAACACUUUACUGCAGACCAUAAUUCCCCUCUCUUGAGAUCAUUUAUUAGAAAUGGAUGAGAGGAAAUAUCUAAAAUUAAAGAAGCCUUUUAAUAUCAAAACUGAAAUUUCUGCCAUUUCAGUAUCCAAUUCUAUGUCCAUAUGUCUUUACAAAUCUUCCAGAACAGUUUUAAUAUGAAUGCUUUAUAUUUUAUGGUUGGGUUUUGUUUUUCAUAGUAGAUGGGAGGGCAAGAUAGAUGUGAUCUGUAAAAACAUUUCUUAAUGACAGAAAUGACAUGUUUGCAUAAUGGAAGAUAGAUGAACAGCGUUGCAAUGUUUGGUGUACAAAGUAACAUUUAAUCGAAUGUGGAAAAACUUACACUAGUUUAAAAAUAUGUGCAUUGCCUUGUAUUUGUUAGUGUUUUAGUCUUUUGGAAGCUAUAUACUAUGUUAAUGUUGCAUUUUUUUUAAUACAUGCUAGUCCAAUAUUCCCUACUCUAUGCCUGCAUCUUUAACAAUGGCCAAAGUGAAGAAAACGCUACCUUUUGUUAACAAGACACUGAAUUGAAGCCUGUGCAUCUUUAUUAUCCUUUUUUCCUUUCCUUUUUUUCCUUUUGUUUUGUCUUUCAAUGGUGGUUGGGUGUGUUAAGGUGAGGAUAGAAAAAUAACUUAUAUUUGGGAAAAUUAGAGCUGCUUUAAGCUCUUGAAUCCAUUUUGAUGCCAGUAUUACGUACUUGCAUCCACAUUUUAGAAAAAGGGUGUGUGUAUGUGUGUGUGUGUGUGUGAGGGUGUGGCUGAUGGGGGUUUGUUUUCUUCUACCUUGAUGUUAAGUGAGAAGAAUAGAUAAAGUCAGUGGGAUCUGAAGGGAAACAUGUAGCUUUUGACUUCAAAGGAACAGAACAUGAGUUGUUUUAAGAACUAGACUUCAUGAGGGGGUUGGGAGGGAGCGACCACUUGAAGCCACAAUGAGAAAUAGAUAAACUUCACGGGUCUGUGUGUGUAUGUUAUUUUGUGUCAGUUGAUUUCUCUCCUUAGUUAUUGACCUUUCAGGGCCACAUGCUUUUUGUCUACUCUCUUGGCCAGGCAUUUUCCCCCUUCUACUCAUGGGGUUUGGAGGGAAGGAUGGGAGGGAAGAAGAAAAAUAAAGAUAGCAGCAUUGGGUCAGUUAUAAUUGGGUCUCAUUAUAACUUCAUCAGGUUUCCCUACUAUUUUUUUCUCCCUUGUCCACUAAAUCUGUAAAGCCCUGAAACUAAAAGUGGUGUCAGUACACAAACACACACAUACACAAAAAACAGCAAUAAUGAACAAGGAUAAAGCUAUCCCAAAGAGGUGUUGGAGUAAAUAUGAGAGAGAAAUGGAAAUGCUGCCAGCUUCCACAGGAUUCUUAAAAGAGCAAGUACCAUCUCCCCUACAAUCCUCUGCAGUUUUUCUUUGAGCCACUUCUUUGCUUCUCCAGUGCUGUUUACCUUCAUGUGGACCUUAAACAUAACCUCAUGGAUACUACUAGAGAGACGUCAAGGCAAUAAAAAGAAAGAUCAGUAUUAACCUGUUGUAACAGAGGUUUGAUCAUGCUUAUUUGUACAGGAUUUUUUCUUUCAUUUUAAAAAGGAAUGUAACAAAAAUAGAUUUUUAAAUAGAAUUAAAUAUUAAAAUUCAGUAGAAGGUUAAUUGUUGGUAAAUAGAAUAGUAACUCUAACUGUGCCAGUGUCUGACUUCAUAGUAGAAGUGCUAUAUUUAGGAGAAAUUUAUUGUGAAACCUAGGAUACUCUAAAUCACAUUCAGAUGAUUUGGCUUAUAGGCAGAGUACUCAUUGUAUAACUUCAUACACUUGUUAGCCAUAAACAGAAAAUGAUCACAUGUCAGAUGGGACUCAAAUUGAAUUCUGUUACUUUGAUGGUUGCAGUACAUUGUUUGGUCAAGAGAAGUAAAAAAAAAAUCAAGAAAUGAGGAAGCAUGUGCUUAGUUGCAUUUACCCCAAAUCUUUUCAUGUAGAGAACAUCUCGGUAUGACAGAUACACCUGGAAUGUGUCUAUAUGCGUGUGUGUUAUGUAUGUACACAGAUGUGUACAAGUAAACAUUUUUUCCCUUUGACAAUAAAGGGAAACAACCUUAGGGUUUGGUGUUUGGAAAGGGAGGGAAUAGGGGAAAUUAAUUUAAUGUCAUUUACACUUACCUACUUACAGCAGGUCAUCCACAUGCAAAGUAAGAGGAGAUAUCUGAAGGCAUUCCAUCACUAGUUUAUUCAUACUUUCAUAAACUAUUUUUACAAUAUCCUACUGUUCUAAACUGUAGAUUUCACCAACUUUGUUAUGAUUUGGAAGUUCACAUGUUAGAGUGAAAAGAGCAGUAAAGCCUAGCUGUUUUCCUCUAUUCCUUCAUUAAACAGAGGUUAAGUCUUCCUAAAAGAGCCAAGUGAGAGUUUUACAAAUAUUUAUGUUUAAGUUACAACUAAGUUUAUUUUUGUAUUUGUAAUGCCUUUUGUAUAAACCUCAUUACUGUUCGGAGAGGUAGAAGUGUAUGUCAUUAUAUGUGUAACUAUAAUCAUGUCAAAGUUUGAAUUGUUUGUACAGCUUUGUAGCUUGUCACACUUGUACUUUUUUAAUACUGUAUUUUUUUUUAAUUUUCUGGAUCGUUUCCUCAUCUUGUACAUGAUGGAAGUUGGACUGUACACAUGCACACAUGCUAUGGACGAUUCCAUUUUAUUUUUUCCCCAUUUAAAAAAAUUUUUGAUGCUCACAAGCUGCUUAGUCAUUUCCGCUGGCUUUUCCUUCACCCAACUUUGAAAUCUUUGUGUGCAUGCUAUCUGCUCAAGAAACAGCUUUGGAACAUUUGAGUCUUUGGGGAAAAAAAUCCGCAGAGACAUGCUUUCAUCAAGCACUCCAUCAGACUUUGAGAAGGCAUCGUGUGAAAUCACUGACUUUCCAAAUCAACUCCCCUACUCUUCUCAGUGAAAAAAAAAAAGGAAAAAAAAAGGGUAAACGAAAAGUUGUUUUACUCACUUAAGAGUAAAACCCCAGUUUGGGGCUAUGGGAGGGCUUAGGGAGACUGUAAAAUCAAAUCUCGUGUUAUAUUAUUUUUUUCCUGGCUCACUCUUUUUGAGAAGGUUUAUGGGCUAUGUGGCUGGUGAGACACGAUCCCCUCCUCCCUAAGGAAAUGUAGGUGCUCAGACAGGUAACCUCUGCUGCUACUGUUUUUUAUUUUAUUUAAAAUCUGUUUUCAUUGUUCUAGGAUUUUAAGAAGUAAUAUAUUGCAGGAUUUAUAACCAGAUUCACUCCUUUUUCUUUCUUUUAAAAAAAUAAAUGUUUCAUUUAAAGUAUGUUAAGCGUCUUUGAAGCUUGGAUUUUGGAGUGUCUCAGUAGUAGACAAAAAUCUGCUGUUGGAAUCUCCUAGUCCUCUUCCAGAUUUGACUUGAAAUGCUUUUAAUUUUGUUUUGGGCUUUUUUGUGUGGUAUUUUAUUUCUUUUACCAAAGUCCUGUUGGUAUACUGUUUUGGGGAGGGUGCCUAACUUUAGUGUUAAACCUUCUUAUAUUAAUGAAGACUUGGCUUUUUAUUUCUUUAAUGUUUUAUUUUUUGUUUUUUGUUUUGUUUUUAAAGAAACAUUCUAACUGUUUCCACUGUUACUGUUCUUUGCCAGCCUUUUCCGGAGCCAAAAAAAAAAAAAACCCAGAGAAAAAAAUUUCCUCCUUCCCCCUUCCUGAUGAUGAGUGAGAAGUUUUGAGAACUUUCGGGGUCAAUGCCUUUUUAAACUUCCCUUCCCCCAAUAAUGCAGCUCGUAUAAUGGUAAAUGCAGCAGCCUGGAUCCAUGCAGAGCCCCAGCCUGCUGGCAGCAGAGUAAUAAACUGGUAGGUGGCUGCAGUAGAAGAAGGACUUCUUCAGACUGGUGAUUGUGACCUGAAAAUUCUGCAGAGGGGGAAGUGGAACAUGAAAUGGACGAUGGAAACAAAGGGGAAAGAGGAUGGAAGAGAGAUUAAGGCUCCUGGGAUUUAUACUCUGGGUGUUUUCUUUCAGGUUUUUGAAGUAGAAAGUGAUCAUCCUCCCUUGUUUACUCUGUGGUCAUUUUGGAUGAAGAUAUAUAUUCGACCAGAUAGACCUUAGGUGGGGUAAAACGCAGAAGAAAGAAGCAACAGUCUCAACUAAUUUGACUGUAAUCAUAUUUUCAUAAUAAAAUACUAUGAAACUAGAACCUCA
Messenger RNA from Phascolarctos cinereus (koala), 6571 nucleotides. RefSeq names its product ribosomal modification protein rimK like family member B (gene RIMKLB). Gene Ontology annotation, cellular component: cytoplasm. The record is from RefSeq and is a predicted model, not a curated record. NCBI's taxonomy places the organism in Eukaryota, Metazoa, Chordata, Mammalia, Diprotodontia, Phascolarctidae. Gene Ontology annotation, molecular function: N-acetyl-L-aspartate-L-glutamate ligase activity; metal ion binding; ATP binding. Gene Ontology annotation, biological process: protein modification process.